AGAUCUCUGAACGUGGUGUGUUAUUUGAUCGUAAACGGAAUAUCAAUCGAGCUUUAUCUGCGCGUUUGUUAUCAACUACGGGCGGUGGUUGGUCAAAUAUUCUAAAUCGAUGCACCGGAACCGGUGUUUGACCAUAGCUGCGCGUCCACGUCCUGUGAUAGGCUAUAUGCUUUUGCAGCGGCAGGCUUCUUUAAGCAAUGAUGAGACGCAGUUUUGUUGCUUGGCGUUUCUGAUGUCACGGUUACGCCGAACCUAAAGCUAGCAUAUUUAAGAUGUCCGUUGCAUUUGGAAUGUUGUGGAAUAUGGCACUUGAAUGAGUUUGUUGAAGAGCUAAGUUUAUUUGCCUGUAUGUCCAUUUUCCAUUGCCGGAAAACAACAAUCCCACCUAAGAGCUAAUUCUCCUAUCGAGUGUCCUCUUAUGUAAUGGAAGAGCCGAGGUGGCGCGGGACCGAUUUAUGAGGCGGGCCGGGGGCAGCUAUGGAGGAGGCUGCCAGCCAGCUGGAGAGAGACCACGUGCACAGCGUGUACGAGAAGAUCGCGCCCUACUUCAACGACAGCCGCUACAGGGCCUGGCCCAAGGUGCGACAGUUCCUGCUGGACCAGGAGCCUGGGAGCGUUGUUGCGGACGUGGGCUGUGGCAAUGGCAAAUACCUGGACAUCAACGAGGACGCGUUCAAGCUGGGCUGCGACGUCUGCCGCCCCCUGGUGGACACCGCCUGCGCCCGGGGCUACGAGGUGCAGGUGUGCGACGGGCUGCGGCUGCCGUACAGGCGCGGCUGCUUCGACGCCGUGCUGUCCAUCGCAGUCAUUCACCACUUGUCCACCAAAGAGCGGAGGAUCCGGGCGCUGAGGGAGAUGGCUCGCGUCCUCCGCGUGGGCGGCCGCCUCAUGGUCUACGUCUGGGCCAUGGAGCAGAAGAGGCGCAAGUUUGAGAAGCAGGACGUCUUCAUCCCGUGGAACCCCAACCCGCCGGCGUCCCCCGCCAGCGGCCGGCGGUGGGGCGGCGGCGGCGGCGAUGCGGAUGACGGCGACAAGCACAGGAAGGCGAAGAGCACGUCGUCCAUGGCGGACGAGGACGAGGACCCGGCCCGCGCCAAGGACCCGCGCUCCCCCAAGGACCAGCGGUGGUUCUUCUCCCGCUCCCUGGACUCGGUGCUGGAUUUCGGGAGCCUGGCCACGCCCAAACACCCCGCCAGGGAGCUGAACUUGUCCUGCGCUCAGAUGGGGGAGGUGGGCGGGCUCAAGGCCUACCGGCGUGCCCGGGGGGUGGGGCUUAUCAGGCAGUUCUCCAGCAUCUUCUCCUCCUCCUCCAUCACCAGCUUGGAGGAGGACGUCUUCGGCUCGGCGCUCGACCUCGGGGGAGGCGGGCGGGAGAGGAGCGACGGGAGGCCGGCGGGCGACAAGCAGGCCGUUUUCGGGGCCAUCGUCGGCGGGUGCAGCUCCGUGCCCCUGCCCGACCUGGUCACGCACCAGCGGGAGAGCCCCGAGGGAACGGGCCGGGGCGAGGCGGACGGGGAGCCCCGGGGGGAGCCCCAGGGGGCGCCCCCGCAGCGGCAGGCCAGCUCAGAGAGCAUCCGGGACGGGCGGGUGAACCGGUGGGGCGGGGAGAAGCCGGCGGACCCCUGCCUGAGGUACUACCACGUUUUCAGGGAAGGCGAGCUCCUGGAACUGAUCCAGAACCACGUGGAGGAGCUCCACGUGCUGCAGAGCUGCCUCGACCACUCCAACUGGUGCGUGGUGGCCGAGAAGGUCCGGAAGAUCUGAGCCCACAGUAUUCAUUUUAAAUUAACUGAUUUUAAAGUAACAUUUAGGAUUUCGCCUAGGAUUUUAACGGUAAUUUUUAAAAUUAAGUUACACGAUCAAGCUGCCUUUGAAGGCAGAGGUGGAAAAUCCAGGUUCAGAAAGAAGAAGCCCUCCUCAGCAUUUGGGUCCAAUCACCUGGAUCUGCUAAUUGGCACAAUUCUUCUGCCAAGAGGUAGAACUCAUUAGGGUAAUCUGCUGGCUGAGUUCAUUGGUGGAAGAAACACAUGGCAGGACUUUUACUUUCUGACCCCUGGACUUUCCACUUCUGUCUGAAGGUAUCUGUUACUGUCACAAGUACUGUCCUUAGUAGUCAUUACUUUGGCGAUUUUUAACUAAUGCAUUUUAUUGUUAAUUCUCUGGAUUAGAUAUAGCCUUUUUUUAAGAGCGUGUAAUGAUGUCACUUUACAAUUGGCGAUUUUAAAUUACAUUUGUAAUGAGUCCCCAUGUACAUUUUUACUUUUAAUUCGAUUUUGCUUUUAGCCAAAGAGAACCAAUCCGCAUGGUCACGGACCAUCAUCCUCUUCGGCACAAUAGUGUCACUCAUCAACAGCCUCUUAAGCACCGUAGAGUAGAGUGUCACUGAUGAUCAUCCUCUUAGGCACCAUAGAGUGUCACUGAUGAUCAUCCUCUUGGGCACCAUAGAGUAGAGUGUCCCUAAUCAACAUUGUCUUAGGCACUAUAGAGUUAAAGCCAAAUGUGUUGCUGAAGUAGAACAGUGUUUUUGUCAUAUGCAACUGCUGCCCACAAUCUGAAAACAUCAAAAAGUUGCACAUAAUUGCUCCAUGCUAAGCAAUACGAGCAAUUCAAAAAGCAAUUGCUUCUAAAAUAUAUGAAUAUAUAUUUGAGAGAAAUGUCAAUAUUCCGUGUGUGACUUGGUGUUUUGUGUUUCAUUCCGAUACGACGUGUGUAAAUACAGUGUGUUUUCAAAUCGGUGGCAACUUCACCUUUCAGAAGAACCGGGUGGUUUGUCGGGCGUGGCACUGCUAGUGAAUCCUCAGAAGUUUGCACAUCGAAUCUUCACUCCAAAAACUUGAAUACUUUCAUCUGUGCUGCUUACACUUCCUACAGAUGUGAAAUCAGUGUUGGUAUGAAAGCUGUUGUAACCUCUGAGUUGCGUUUGUGUGUAGAACUGGUUUACCAUGAGACCCACUUGUGGUUUUUAGCUUUUUUUUUUUGUUUUGUUUUAGUAUUGGCAGGGACAAUGUGCUCAAAUACUGUCCCUGUUUUACCUUUUUAAUCUGCUUUUAUUUAUUUUGUUUUUUGUCUGUUAAGCACUAAAUUAAAUAAAUACAUUUUGUUGUUGGAAAGGUAGUGCACUGAUGUGUGGCUGAAUUAGUUUGUGGAUUAGAUGCUGAAUAAAUCUAAUGGUAUCAGUGUCAUAAAA
Molecule: messenger RNA, 3187 nt
Organism: Anguilla rostrata (American eel)
Lineage: Eukaryota; Metazoa; Chordata; Actinopteri; Anguilliformes; Anguillidae
Gene: trmt9b
Product: tRNA methyltransferase 9B
Exons: 4
Coding region: 478-1764 (428 amino acids)
Biological process (GO): tRNA methylation; tRNA wobble uridine modification
Cellular component (GO): cytoplasm; nucleus
Molecular function (GO): tRNA binding; S-adenosylmethionine-dependent methyltransferase activity; tRNA (5-carboxymethyluridine(34)-5-O)-methyltransferase activity
Source: RefSeq, a predicted model, not a curated record